This is a messenger RNA of Drosophila navojoa, 1645 nucleotides long. Its product is annotated as transmembrane protein 19. Gene Ontology annotation, cellular component: membrane. The record is from RefSeq and is a predicted model, not a curated record. Lineage: Eukaryota; Metazoa; Arthropoda; Insecta; Diptera; Drosophilidae.
ACGUUUGAAAAGAAAGUAUACAUUUUAGAAAAUACAUAUUCAAUUCAACAAAAUGGCCAACGGCGAUUGGAUGCUUUUGAUAUUUUGUGGCCUUUCAGUGCCCAUCUCCAUAUUCAUGUGGCUGGGCAACGUGGCAUUCUCGAAAUUCUGGAGCUAUGAUUAUGAAGAGCCACUGGUCAUAUCACCGACUCGAUGGCUAUUUUCGACGCUGGCACCGCUGGCCCUGAUGACUAUUGCGCUGCGGCGACGCUCCGUGAGCAAAUCUGGCGCCGCACUGGGCGUGGUGGUCGCCUUCACUCUGUCCAUAGCCAGUCAUCCGUUCUUUGCCAGCCUGGUGGUGUUCUUCUUCAGCUCGUCGCGUGCGACCAAGUUUCGGGCGCAGCUAAAACGCCGAUUCGAGGGCGACUUCAAGGAGGGCGAAGGACAACGCAAUUGGGUGCAGGUCCUAUGCAACGGCGGCAUGGCCACACAGCUGGCGUUGCUCUAUCUGAUCGACUGCGGCAGCGGUGAGCGGGCCAUUGAUUUCGCCAAGGAAUAUCGCUCCAGCUGGCUAAGCAUCGCCGUCAUGAGCUCAUUCGCCUGCUGCAACGGCGACACCUGGAGCAGCGAACUGGGCAGCGUGCUCUCCACACGCGACCCCAUCUCAAUCAUCAGCUGGCGUCGUGUGCCACGUGGCACCAAUGGAGGCAUCUCGCUUGUCGGCGUCGUGGUCAGCCUGCUGGGCGGCUUGCUCGUUGGCUUCGCCUACUUUGUCACAGUGCGCUACACCGUGGAGGCCAAAAUGCUGUUGGUCAGCCCACCGCAGUGGCCCAUCAUCCUGUUCGGCGGCAUCGCCGGCCUCUGUGGCUCGCUGCUGGACUCUGUGCUCGGCGGACUGCUGCAGUUCUCUGGCAUCAAUGAGAAGGGCAAGAUUGUGGAUGCGCCCGGCAAGGGCGUUCGUCACGUGAGCGGCCUACGCAUACUCGACAAUCACAGCGUGAAUCUCAUCUCCACGAUUGUCAUUGGCGUCACGAUGCCCUUGCUGGCCCUCAAAUUCUGGCCCGUGCGCUGAGCUCUCCCAGCGCAGCUCUCGCUCACAACGGAUUCCUAUUUUCGUACUGCUAGCUAGCUCUAAGCGAACUAGCUGACUUUUUUAUAUAUAUGUAAUGCAACCGAUAGACUCGAACACACAACGACUAGGGCAACAUUGUGACGGUUAUACUUAAGAGAAAUAAGGUCGCUCGAGGGAGUAACUGAGAAGAAAAUGUUCCAUAAUUUCUUCAUGUUUGUAAGAGGCCAAGGCUGAUAGAGAUAGUCUGCCUUGGGCUCAUCGAAUCAUCGAACAUAUCAGACAGCCUAAAGUAAUUUUUAUAUUUAUGUAUCUAGGCAUAACAGCUUCAAGCGUAUCACAGAUGCAAAACAUUUCAAAACAUACCUGACUCAAAGUUAACAAACUAAAACUAAAAUCGAACUCUAAAUUCUAAAGCAACGUUUUAUAUGCUUCACAUUAUCGUAGUUUAACUACCUUAAAUGACUUGUAUCCUCCUUUGUGCUAUUUUCAUUCUCAACUACCAACUGUGAGCUAGCCCACUGACAUUGUUAACUUCUGCAGAAAAUAUUUCAAUGGUUUUGUUGAUGCUGUAACUAACAUAGAAACGUUUAUUAA